Messenger RNA from Alexandromys fortis (reed vole), 2754 nucleotides. RefSeq names its product sodium channel and clathrin linker 1 (gene Sclt1). Lineage: Eukaryota; Metazoa; Chordata; Mammalia; Rodentia; Cricetidae. The transcript has 18 exons. Gene Ontology annotation, biological process: clustering of voltage-gated sodium channels; cilium assembly. The record is from RefSeq and is a predicted model, not a curated record. Gene Ontology annotation, cellular component: centriole. Bases 447 to 2294 code for a protein of 615 amino acids.
UGGAGUCUAGAAAACUGAAUUAUAAUGGAGGAUGAUCUUACCUUCCCUGCCCACCCUCAGGAAAAGACGGUACUAUCUGGGAGCAUCUUUGAUUUGUUUACAAGUAAACCCUUUGGAAGUGAGGCUUCCUGUGAUAGAAGCCAGAGAAGCUAUUAGUUAUCUGUCAGUGCUCAGACCUCUCCUCCUGCCCCUUCCACACAAUCAAGAAGGUUUUAGUCCAAAAUAUUUCUUGUACUAAGGUUAAGAAAGCAGCAAACUAUGAUUCCUACUAAGCACAAAUUUCUAUUUUGGGAUUUAUUUUACUUGUUAGAUACUUAAAGUGAAUGGAACUGAAUACACUGUAAUUUAAUUCUGUAUUUUCCUACAGUUGUUUACCUCCUCUUAUUGCUGAGUAUGAGAAACAUCUGGAAGAACUAAGCAGACAGCUGACCUGUUACCAGAAACACAUGGGUGAGAUGAAACUACAGCUUGAAACUGUCAUCACUGAAAAUGAAAGGUUGCACAGUAAAUUAAAAGAUGCCGUUGAAAAGCAAUUGGAAGCCCUUCCCUUUGGCACAGGGGUAGGAAAUGACAUCUGUGCAGAUGAUGAAACCGUGAGGAACCUUCAGGAACAAUUGCAACUAGCCAAUCAAGAGAAAACGUGGGCUCUGGAACUCUGGCAGACUGCUUCUCAGGAGCUGGAGAGUGUACGGAAACUUUACCAGGAGCAUAUGACUGAAGCCCAGAUCCAUGUCUUUGAAAAUCAAAAACAAAAGGAUCAGCUGAAUAAUUUUCAACAACUAACCAAGAAACUUCAUGUUGCUAAUGAGAACAUAGAAAUGACUAACCAACACUUCCUGAAAACGGUAACUGAACAAAACAUGGAGAUCGAGAAACUUCGAAAACAUCUUAGGCAAGCCAAGUUAGAUCUGAGAGUUGCAGUCACGAAAGUGGAAGAGUUAACUAAAGUGACUGAAGGUCUUCAAGAACAGAUGCUGAAGAAGGAGGAAGAUAUUAUGUCUGCCCAGGGAAAAGAGGAAGCAUCGGAUAGACGAGUUCAACAGUUACAGUCAAGUAUAAAACAGUUAGAGUCAAGAUUGUGUAUAGCUAUUCAAGAAGCCAAUGUACUAAAAACAGGGAAAACACAUUUGGAAAAGCAGAUCAAAGAGCUACAAGCAAAGUGUAAUGAAUCAGAAAAUGAGAAAUACGAGGCUAUUUCAAGAGCCAGAGAUAGCAUGCAACUCUUAGAAGAAGCUAACCUUAAAAAGAAUCAGAUUCUGCUUGAAGAGAAGCAAAAAGAAGAUGACAGAGAGAAAAUGAAGAAAACAAUUUCCCAGCUUAUACAAGAUGCUGCUGUAAAAGCAAGGAAAGAAGUUGAAAGCACAAAGAAACAGUAUGAAGUACUGAUUUCACAAUUAAGGGAAGAACUUUCAGCUCUUCAGUUGGACUGUGAUGAAAAGCAAGGUCAAAUCGAUCGAGCCAUUAGAGGGAAAAGAGCUGUGGAAGAAGAACUCGAGAAGAUUUACCGUGAAGGCAAACAGGAUGAAGGUGAUUACAGAAAACUGGAAGAAAUGCACCAAAGAUGUCUUGCUGCAGAGCGUUCAAAAGAUGAUCUUCAGCUAAGACUAAAGAGUGCAGAAAAUAGAAUAAAACAACUUGAAAUUAAUUCCUCAGAAGAAAUAUCACGUUCCCAUGAAAUGAUCCAGAAACUUCAAACUGUACUGGAGUCUGAGAGGGAGAACUGUGGCUUUGUCAGUGAGCAAAGGCUGAAGCUUCAGCAAGAAAAUGAGCAGCUGCAGAAGGAGACUGAGGAUUUGAGAAGAGUUGCUCUGGAGGCUCAAAAAAAAGCAAAAUUAAAGGUCAGUACAAUGGAGCAUCAGUUCUCAAUAAAGGAGCAUGGGUUUGAAGUUCAGUUGAGAGAGAUGGAGGACAGUAAUCGGAACACUGUUGUUGAACUGAGACAUCUAUUGGCAGUUCAACAAAAGACAGCCAAUAGAUGGAAAGAAGAAACAAAGAAACUUACCGAAAGUGCAGAAAUGAGGAUCAGCAAUCUAAAUUCUCAAUUCUCGCUUAAUAGGAGUGAGCUGAGUCGACAGAAACUUCAUACCCAAGAGCUACUUUCUCAGCUGGAAAUGGCAAAUGAAAAGGUAGCCGAGAAUGAAAAGUUAAUUCUGGAGCAUCAAGAAAAAGCCAACAGACUUCAGAGACGUCUAAGUCAGGCCGAAGAAAGAGCUGCGUCAGUAUCCCAGCAGCUCAGUGUGAUUACAGUGCAGAGAAGAAAAGCAGCCUCCAUGAUGAAUCUGGAAAAUAUUUAAACAUAUUCAUAGUUCACUGACAGAACUGUAGAGUGGGAAAAGCUGUUGUACCAAAGCGUAUUGACAUGGAGAAGCCUGCAGAGAAUGGUGAAAGCUUGUGUCACUUUGCAUAAGCAUUUUCCAUUCUGUGUUGAGGGUUACUGGAAAACAGAACAGUGACAGCUUCCUGUAAGUAAAAAAUAUAUAAUCCUAUAUUUGAGAUUCAGUGGAGAAUAAAGCCAGCUGAGAAGAACACACUGCCUUUAUCAAUGUGUCUAUUUUUAAUUCCCUUUUUUUCCUUUGGGAGAACAUAAUAUUUUCAAAAGAGGUUUAAUAAAAGCCCUGGAAUUUGAUAUUUCAGGUUCUAAGAUUUGGAGAUUUAAUAUCUCAUUGUUAUUCCUAAGUCAUUUUGAUAGUUCUUAAGAUUCCCUAUUUUACUAUGAACUCAUAAAUGUAAUAAAUUAUGUAUUUUGUAAAAUGA